Messenger RNA from Mesorhabditis belari, 2511 nucleotides. The record is from the annotation of a GenBank genome assembly. NCBI's taxonomy places the organism in Eukaryota, Metazoa, Nematoda, Chromadorea, Rhabditida, Rhabditidae.
AUGCCUAGCAAACAAACCCCGACAUCACCAAAAGCGACCUCGAAAUUUCGACACAUUUUCGGGCAAACUUUCUCGAAACAAGAGUCAUAUGAUUGGGGAACGGCAAGGUGUCACACGCUGGCAGUGAAUCCGCGCUUCGUGACGGCGAGUCUCGACGGACCGUCGGCCGGGUGCAUUCUAGUGUCUCGGAUUCAAGAUUGCGGAAAAUUUUCUCAAACGAUUCGCUUAUCCGAGCACAAGUCAACGGUGCUCGAUCUGAAAUGGAAUCCGUUUAACGACAACAUUCUUGCGUCAGCAUCAGCUGAUAAUACAGUCAAGAUCUGGCACAUAAAGAAUGAUGGAAGUGGGCAUGUGGUUCGAACAUUGGCAGCAAACACGAGAAGGGUUGAACAAAUCGAAUGGCAUCCAACUGUCGACGAUGUUCUCUUGAUAAUGGGCGCUGAUUCAAAGAUCAUUUUAUGGGAUGCAGCGGGCGAUAAGUUGAUAUUUGAGAUCGAUGAUUACCUUGCUUCUUGUGUGGCCUUUUCCCCAAACGCUUCUCUUUUUGCGGCCACUGCCAAAAAUAAGCAUCGAGUCACGAUUUUCGACUCUCGUACGGGGAACGCGAUGAAGAGCACAAGUCUACCGCAUGAAGGAAACGCUUCGCUAAAGGUACUUUUCUCCUCGCAAACACGAAUCCUCACGUUUGGCACGACGAAAGCGAAUCGACGACAAUUUGCCAUAUUUAGCCUUUCCUCAUUCAAUUCCCCACUUUGCGUUGUGGACAUCGAUGGUUCUUCGGGUCUUUUAAUGCCGGUUUUCGACAACGAUCUCAACAUACUUUUUGUUACGGGAAAAGGUGACACAGUAAUUCGUUUCUACGAGCUUCUCGAUCAACCGCCAUGGUCGAUUUAUCUCAACGAAACUUGUCAACAUUUGCCUCAUACAGCGAUCGCUCAUGUGCCAAAGAGGGCGUUAAACUUUUCAAUUUGUGAAAUUUUCCGUUUUUAUCGUCUUCAUCCCGAAUUUUCGAGUGUCAUCCCGUUGAGUGUAAUCGCGCCGAAAAGAAGUGAAUGCGCCUUUCACAGUGAUCUUUUUCCUCAAUCGAAAGCCCCAACUCCAGCUUUAUCAUUGGCUGAAUGGAGAGCCGGUCUCGAUCUACCACCUGUACUCAUUCAAUUGAGAGUUGGCAUGCCGGUGACAACGAGUAAACCCGUUCAUCUAAAGGGACGUGGAGAAUUGAUCACCGCCGAUGUAAACAAUGAUCGAAAAUUUCGUUUUCUUUCACUCGUAACAAAACCCGAUUAUCGAACGGUACCAGAAAGAGAAGAUUGUGAUGAUAUCAUGAAAUUGGAAGAAGUCAAGAAUAAACUAGCGAACAGUCAAGCGAAUAGUUUCUCAUCAAACGAGCGUUGCAGUGAAGAGGAAUUCGAUGUGACAACGGCUUCACAGCUUUCUCUUGAUUCAAAAGCUCGAUCAACAUCGGAAAUCGAAAAUCAAAAAGAAUCCUUUUCGAAAGAGAACAAUCCACCAAAUUCGAGUCUUAAGCGUUUAUUGCUUGGCUCGAAUCCUUCAAUUGCUUCAGCUCCAGCAGAAAUCGAGAAAAAUGAGGGAAAUUUGAUGGACGAUGACCCGGCCACAGAGCCAAUCGUUUCCCCAUCGUACAGAGAAAGAGGACAAUCGGCUCCUCUCGCCCAACUGGAGGACGCCACUUCUCCAGAGGAUCCGCACUUUACUCGAGAAAAAGCGCUUCUCCAACGAGAGUUCUCGAGUCCAGCUAUGCCGUUCUCCGAGACUGAGAUCUUCGCGGAGUUAGGUAGUCAAAUGGACAAGGAAAUGCUCGAAGAAGCGGCAAGAGAACGAUCAGAAGAGACGACGAUUGAUAAAGAAGCCACGCCGAAAGCACAAGAGAUUAAUGAAGCUGGGAAAAAGAAAAACGAGGAGGAAAAGGAAAAGGAAAAGAUUCAUUUACAGCCAUCAUCCCAUUUGCACGUGUCAGCGAGUGCGCGAGAGCUCCGCUCGACAAGUCCACGCGAUUUUCGCCAAGCGACAAGCCCGUGUCGAUCCGAGACGGGCACUCUGUCCCGACCGGGCACAAUCUCGCCUCGACUUCCGCAAACGGUUCUCCCCCGGCCAGCACAGGGCUAUGAGACACCAAAAUGGGCUCAGAAACCCGGGAAACAACCAAAAUUCGCGCAUCGAUGCGUCGAUCUCGACGCAACUCUUGAUGACGCGGACAAUGGAAAUUCGUCGACAAGCUCCUUUCAACAACUCUCAAGCAGUGUCGAGGGCGGAGGAACGAAUCUCUUUGAAUCGAGCCUUGUCAUGUUGGAAAAAUCAUUGAGAAAGAGUGAUGCAAGAAAUAGUCAAUUGGAGAGACUCGUUCAAUUACAACAGCAAGAUAUCGAAUCUCUCCGUUUCGAGAUUGAGUGGAAAGACGAGCGAAUCGCCUAUCUGCAAGCUGAAUUAAUGAGACUAGAGGCCCAGUUACCCGUUGAAGCCACAACCGAGCUUGAAGCCGUCACCCCUGAU